UUUGCCAGGUACACAUCUGUCUGGCAGCGUCGAUAACAUCGUCCAAAUGACUAAAUAAGAGUGUCUUUGUUUACAAGGUCCCCGGCGUCCCCGGUUCGCGCUGCCUCAGUGGGGUUGUUGAGAGUUUUCAUUCUAGCUGCACUGUGUAGCUAACGUUAAUGUUGGAGUUAGUGACAGGGCUCAUAGGCUUACACGAACAGAUCGAUUAUGUGACAGAGUCUCUUGUUUAGCCGUGGUUUCACGUAACUACUGUGGAGUGCAUGUUAUUCCCGCCGCCUCGCUGCAUGGAACAGGAUAAUACAAUAACAACAGACGUUUUUUCCUCUGCUUGUCUGAUUGAGGAGGGGGCACGACAGGUCAAGGGGAAAGAGAAUGGACGGACAUGUACCUCGAGAUGCUGGAGACACACUGACUUUAACAUAGACGCUUCAGCAGGGAGCCGAGGCCGGAGCUUUUCCAAAUGAAAGCUUUGUUUGUAGAAUGAACAUGAAAAUAACAGAUUAAAUGAAAUGUUUACUUUAUUUGGUUGACAGUGAACGCACACAAUGCGGUUGAAUCGUUUGCCAUCUGCACUGGGCAUUUCCACUGGAGGGAAAAAUAGAUUUAUGACUUGUCAGGGCAUUUUGGGUGGUGUAAAAAUGACAACUUACAAUGUACCGUGAAAUCAGCUCAUACCCCCACCCCAUGUCUCUGGAGAAUAUAAAUGAAAUCCAAUCUCCCUGUCUUCCUCCUCUCUCUCACUCUCUCUUUGGCACUGACUGUGUCAGCUGCUGUAUCUGUGGGUGCUGACUUGCGGAGGGACAGGUGGCCCUUGGACAGGUGCACCCUGAACAAAGGGUUGCAGUUUUGUUUUGUUUUUUUAACUUCUGCUGUUGUACCACACAUCAGCGUAUACUCUCUGCUGCCCUGUGUCUACAGUCUGUGCAAGCUGCUUUAGUAAUUCUCAGUCUGCACAAUCUGCGCUUGCUUUUCUGUGACGGACUGGAGUGAUUUAAGCAAGCUGUUUGUGCCUAGUUUUCUGUAUGACCCAGGCAUUCUUGACAGCUCCAGCUAUGCGCUCUGGUGCUCAGCUGUGGCUGGGACUUGAGUUUACAUCAGCAGCUCUGUUACAUAUUUAAGGCUCUACUGUCCUCUACUGUGGAAUUUAAAGAGAAAUCAAGUUUACCAGACAAACCGGUUUCAGUCUCGGUAUACUUAACAGCAGUAACAGGAGUCAUGCUUGGAGCUGUAUAUGAAUAACACACCCUUGCAGCUACCGUGAGUUCCAGACAAAUGACUCGGCACACAGACAGUCUGCCUGAGCCUCGUUGGUAGUUCGUGGCUAAUGAUUAAUCCACUGCUUUCAGUGCAACGGUGAAUUCAUAGAAAAUAUGCGGUGCGUUUAUUUUCAUGGCAUGGCCAGACCUGGGCUCUGUGCACUUCACUGCACUGCUCUGCUCGUGAGCACUGUGAGUUCAGAGAAAAGGAGUAUGCGAGAUCAGAAAAGAGGUCAGCAAAGUGAUGUGAAGUGGAAGAUAGAGGAGAGGGAAAGUUUGAAGGCUUAUCUCGGUAAUGUGCAGAGACAGCUGAGCAAUGAUGAGUGUUGCAGUCACCAUCGUCUUCUACUUUUCACCCCUCACUACCUCCUCUAGCAUUGCCCAUUAAACGCUGAGGUAGCCCUCUAUCUUAGGAAACUGAAAGAAAAACCUUUAGACUAUGAGACAGUUGUGCUGAGUGUGACACGUGAUGUGCAAACUGUUUUCUUGCCGAGUGUUUUCCCCUGGAUGAACAUGCCUCACCUAGGCUGGAUGUGACACCCAUCACUGGCCCUCACUCUGGGAGCCUGUUCCCGUUAUUGAGUGAGAUAUGUGCGGCUCCAACUCUAUUGAGGUUUAUUUAAAUCUCUUGAACACAGCCCUCCAGUUUUUUCCUCUGCUCGCCUGGCCAGUGCGCCUGCGCUCUGCUGACACUCCAGUAAUCCGCUGUUAGGAGAAGAUUGCAUCCUCGUUCACUGCGCUCGUGCUACUAGUGAGGGAAAAAUCUCUGACGGGAGAACAAGAACACACAGCGGGACCAUAACAUAAUCAAAUGCUGCCAUUAAAUGCUGGGAUUCUGGGAUGGAGCAGUUUGACACUAUGAGCAGGCGACAGCCGGACUGGAGCGCCGAUGUCUCCCAACAUAAGACAACGAGGCUCAGCAUCUACAGCCCAAAACGCUGGGGAUAUGAGACGAACGCAGGCUGGAAAGGACCCGGCGGAAGAUGGUGAAAUUUGCGAUUGAGUGCUCCUUCCUGGACGAGACCCCCUCGGCUAUUUGAACGUUUCGUAAGCCCGUGUGUCGCCUCUCCUGCACGAUACUCUCCCUGGCCUCUGUACCGCUGUGUGGAAACGGACACAGGCCACCUUUUUCUACAAGUAAUGCCUUGCGGUGCUGUCAGUGGGCUGCACUGACAGCCCAUAUGCGCCGGUGUUGUCAGUCGUCAGUGAUUAAUGCAACGUUCACUGGAUCUGGAAACCGAAACUAAACCCACGUGAUUUCUGCGUUGUUUGCCUCCGGGUGUUACCGCUACUUGUCCGAAUGCAUGCAAAUGUGGUUUCCUCCUCCUUGAAAGCUUCCCUGGAUUCCCUGCAGUGAUACUUGUUUCCUUCAGCUGCUUCACCGGUCGAGACUUGCCAUGACAGGUCGGCAAGUCCCAACUCAAGUUGAUGAACUGGACUGACCGGCCCCGGCGGUGGGAUCAGACAGAAAUUAAGCUGUCUCUCUCUCUCUCUCAGACAGCGGAAACCGGGAUCAUCUCCCGUCCUUGGCGUUGGCAGAGCACCGCCGCCUGAAACGAAACAUUUCCUCUCGGGUAUAUUCUCGGAUAUUACCCAGCACUUGAAGCUGGAGUUGUGGACAUCUUUUUUACAUGCCGGGGCGAACUGUUGAAGUUUAAAGACCAGUUCGGACUAAAACUCCGCACACUUCCCUGUAUCCGGGUUUCCUUCACAUUAAAUUCUGAAGGUCACGUGAGUCAGUUUUGUCAUGUUGAAAUCCAAAGAUUCUGCAAAUCCCAGAAGCUGGUUUAAUCUGUGAGAAAGCCCUCCCCAUGCGUUUAAAACAUGACGGUUUGUCCACUGGGAGAGAUGCAGCUGGGCUGUUUUACUAGUCAACUUCCACAGCAGCUGUUAGUCAGACUGGAUGUCUGAAAGAUGAGACUUGGAUAUUAGCAUACUUGUAGUUUUGCCAACAUCUUUCCCAGGCAAUGCAAUGCACUGAUUUCCUGCGGUGCCCACGUUGUAAAUAACUGAAUAUAUUUUCUACAACUUAUUCCAGCAAGACCCAUCGAUCAGUAUCAGCUGUCUUCAUGGACCAUGAUGUUAUCAACGUUUAGUGGAUGGUUUUUGUAUAUUUUUCACCCCACUUCUUGAAUUUCCUGUUUGGCUGCAGAGAUGCUGAAAGACAGUGGAUUUCUUUACUUUCAUACGCACCUUUUCCCGGAUUUGCUUUUGCGAGCAUGUGCAGAGUAAAGAGAAACCAGGCAGUGAGGCUGCACAGACUGAGGAGAUGUGUCACAAGGAACACAGGAGGAAUUAUGAGUGGCACUGUGGAAGACAUGGUGCAGAGUGUUACGAGCUUAACGUCUACAAGGGGGAGAAUUAUGAGCCUUUGCUGCAAGAAAAUUGUAUUUUCUCCUCUCUGAGACCAACUGCUGAACUGGAAUCAGUGCUCCAUGCAUCAAAUUACUAUAUGAAUUGAGAGCUUAUUGCCCCGUGCUGUGAGAUAUCCGCCCUGAUCAGUAUACUUUGCCACCUGCAAGUUAAUGCUCAUUUUGAGUACCCUUAUGUUCAUUUCCCCUUUGCUGUGUUGUUUAUCUGCUUUUACUCUGACACCGUCAGAGUUUUUUGCAGGAUAAAGUUCUUCCUAUUUGAUGCAGAAAGUUUACAGCACAUACAGACACACAAUAAGGGUUGCUGUUGUGAUUCAAACAGUCCCCUUUGUCCUUUCCCAAUCAGUGUGUCCCACUGUGUCUCACUGAAAACAAUUGUGGAUCCCUUGUCAUCCUUUGGGCCCAGACCAAACAGACACCCCCAUCGGAGCGCAUUCAGAGACUAAUUUCCUAUUGCUGUGGUGAUGGGGAGCUCAGCCUCGUCUCUCACUGCGGAGACCGAGUCAGACCAUGGCUUCCGCAGCACCCCGUACCCGUCAUCUCCACCUGUGGGCUGGCUCAGGAACAGCCACAGCACCCCGGUGUGGGGCACGACCUUUAUCCCACGUCAGCAGCAGCACCCGCUGCCUCAUCGAGAGCGCAGCCACUCUCACUCUCCUGGCUCCAUGGCAGCAGCAGUCCGAGGCAGUGAAUGGUCAUGUGGACGCUGCACCUUCUUAAAUGCCGGCGCAGCACCUCGCUGUUCUAUCUGUGAGGCACCACGCCAGAAACCUGACCUUAACCAGAUCCUACGACUGAGCAGCACGGAGGAGCAUCGCUGGGCCUGUCCUCGCUGUACACUCAACAAUCCCCAGGGAUCCGGAGCCUGCUCUGUCUGUGGCUUCGGACCAUCCCCUGCCACUCACACACCCCCUACAACCACUGUUGCUGCCACUGCCAACGGCCUCCCGCCAGCUCCAGCUGAACCCCUGACACCUACUGUCACCCCCACAAUUCUGCUUGAGCCCCACGGACAGCACCCAGCUAAGGAGGAAGUGCUGCGACGGUCUGAAAGCAAUGGUGAGGUGGUCAGCCUGGAAGGGCAGCACUCGGGGUGGGCUUGCCCUCGCUGCACACUUCACAACACACCCGUUGCACUGUCAUGCUCAGCCUGUGGUGGGCCCAGGAAACUGUCCUUGCCUAAAAUCCCCCCUGAGGCACUGGUGGUGCCUGAGGUGCGCACACCUGUGCUAGGGUUUCCUGUUCACACAGCAGGGGUGGCGCCACUACUUAUAGACCUAACAGAUGACUCUCCCCCAGCCCCUCCCUGUGACCCUCAAGAGCCUCCCCAUGUUUCCUCACAGUCCCUUUCCUCCUCUUUUACUUCUUUCUCCUCCUCCCUCCAAAAUAACCCUGUGCCUCGAAGCAGAAGAGAGGUGCCCCCUCCAGGGCGCCCACCAAACCCAGGCACCAACACCCCCAGCCCCACGUCCCCUUCAGCGACCAGUGUACCACCACAACCAGGCCCACAACGGCCCGCCAAGCCCAAACAUGCCCAACCUCAAGAACCUUCAUACCCCAGCAAGCGCCUCAGUAUCUUGGAGGAAGAAGAUACUCAUCACCAUCCACUGACCCCCCAUCUCCCUGUGGCAUCCUCAGCUGCCCCCACUUGGAAAUGCCCUAGCUGUUCUUUGCCCAACCCAGGAAGCUCAUCGAAGUGCGAAGCCUGCAGAUCGUCACGUGCUGGUGCAGACCUCAUUGAUUUGGUAGGCAGUGAGACGGUACGAUUUACCCCAGCUAGCCCCUCCAGCCCGGAUUUCAGCACCUGGGCCUGCUCCAAGUGCACGCUGCGCAACCCUACAGGUGCACCCAAGUGCUCAGCCUGUGGUUCCUCCAAGCUGCAUGGCUUUCAGGAGCAGCAGGUGCCACUGCCCCGCUGCUGUACACAAUGUGGUGUUACGCUGGGGCCUGGCACUGCAUCCUGCUCCUGUACACCUUCCUCUUCUUCAUCCUCCUCGGGUCAUAAAACAAGAAAACAGGCCCGGGGCUUCCCUUCGUCCUCCUCCUCUGCUAUUGCUUCUGGCUCCUCUUCCUCCUCCACCUCAUCUAGCCUUCAGGAGAAGGUAGGACCAUGGAGCUGCCCAGCAUGUACGCUGCUCAAUGAUACCAAGGCCAAGAACUGUGCAGCAUGCCACACGCCGCAACAGUACCUCACCCUUCGCAAGGUGGUUAAGCCUCUGAAGAGGAGGGAGAGCAUGCAUGUAGAGGCACGUCGACGGAAUGAUGAAGGCGAGGCCAAGGAGCUUUGGGAGAACAUAGUCAGCUUCUGCAGAGAGAACACCGUGAACUUCGUGGAUGACAGUUUCCCUCCGGGACCUCGUUCCGUGGGCUUCCCUGAGGGCGACAGCGUCCAGCAGCGAAUCAAAAAGUGGCUUCGUCCCCACGAGAUCAAUUGCAGCAACUUCAAAGACCGAGGCGUCAAGUGGUCUGUUUUCCGCACGCCACGGCCCUCUGACAUCCUGCAAGGCCUGCUCGGGAACUGCUGGUUUUUGAGUGCACUGGCCGUGCUGGCGGAGCGUCCAGAGCUGGUGGAGAGGGUAAUGAUCACCAGGACCAUCUGCCCAGAGGGGGCCUACCAGGUUCGGUUAUGUAAAGACGGGACGUGGACAACUGUACUGGUGGACGACAUGCUGCCCUGCGACGACUAUGGCUACCUCCUCUUCUCCCAGGCCCAGAGGAAGCAGCUUUGGGUGGCGCUGAUUGAAAAGGCCCUGGCCAAACUCCAUGGCUCCUACUUUGCCCUGCAGGCAGGGCGUGCCAUUGAAGGCCUGGCCACACUGACGGGAGCUCCUUGUGACUCCCUGAUGCUCCAGGUCAGCUCAACUAACCCUCGGGAGGAACCCAUCGAUACAGACCUCAUCUGGGCCAAGAUGCUCAGCUCCAAGGAGGCCGGGUUUCUAAUGGGUGCAUCUUGUGGAGGAGGCAACAUGAAAGUAGACGACGUUGUCUAUGAGUCUCUGGGUCUGCGGCCCCGACAUGCCUAUUCCGUCCUGGAUGUGCGGGAUGUCCAGGGUUACAGGCUGUUGAGGCUACGUAACCCGUGGGGUCGAUUCUCGUGGAACGGCAGCUGGUCGGACGAGUGGACGGACUGGCCGCAGCACCUGCGUCACGAGCUGAUGGCUCACGGUAGCAGUGAGGGAGUCUUCUGGAUGGAGUACACUGACUUCAUAAAGUACUUUGACUCAGUGGACAUCUGUAAGAUCCACUCAGACUGGCAGGAGGUGAGGCUACAGGGCUGCUUCCCCAGCAAGGCGAGCGGACCGGUCACCGUCACAGCCCUCACCGUGCUGGAGAGGACAGCGUUGGAGUUUGCUCUCUUCCAGGAGGGAAGCAGGCGUUCGGACACAGCCGACAGCCACCUACUGGACCUGUGCAUUAUGGUUUUUCGUGCCUCCUUCGGCAGCGGCAACAAGCUGACUCUGGGCCGCUUGUUGGCCCACAGCAAGCGAGCGGUGAAAAAGUUUGUUGGCUGCGAUGUGAUGCUGGAGCCGGGGGAGUACGCUGUCGUCUGCUGCGCCUUCAACCACUGGCAGAUGAAUGUCAGCGGCACGGGAGGUCCACCCACGCCCAUCUCCAGCCCCACCAGUGGCACAGCACGACGACCCAGCCAGGAUUUCCCCGGCUACAUCCUCGCUAUCUACAGCUCCAGGCAGGUGAUGGUGGAGCAGGUGGAGGCGAUGGCCACCACACUGGCCGACGCCAUCAUCCUCCUCACGGAAAACAAAGGCGAAAGACACGAGGGCCGCGAGGGCAUGACGUGCUACUACCUGACCCACGGCUGGGCGGGGCUCAUUGUGGUGGUGGAGAACCGCCACCCCAAAUACUACCUCCACGUCUCCUGUGACUGCACUGACAGCUUCAAUGUGGUGUCGACGCGCGGCAGCCUCAAGACCAUCGACAGCGUACCGCCUUUGCACAGGCAGGUGCUGGUGGUGCUUUCACAGCUGGAAGGAAACGCCGGCUUCUCCAUCACCCACCGACUGGCUCACCGAAAGGCAGCCCAGGCCUCCCUUGGGGACUGGACCCCCACCAAGGCUACCCACAGCCCCCAGCUCACUCCAGACAUUGACGGCCUGCACCGGCCCAGGCCGCUAUGACCACCGCCCACUAACUCAAACACACACCGACUAUAAUCUGCUGUCAGAACACUGUAAAACUAGGCAAGGGAUGGUGAUUGGUGUGUGCAGCCCUGAAAAACGAUGCGGGCAGUAUUUAUGUGCUGUCCUCCUAAUGCUCCAUAAAAGUCUUCAUCUGGCUGGCGCUCGCUCCCUUGCCAAGUGGAUGUGCCAUGUCAGGAUGAAAUGAGGGAAGAGGUCCAUAUGGAGUCACUGGGACUUACUCACAAAACAGUUUCUCACCAAGGCAGGAUCCAGUUCAAACUACUUAAAAAUAGUGGAUGUACAAGCGCUGUACGUGGAACAGAUGUCACUCCUGAGCUCUGUGUGCUCGAGGACGACCCUGCUUUCAGCGAGCUCCACGGGAGUUGGGAUGGAGUGCCGUAACUACUGAGCCAUUUGUUGGCCCACAGCCUAUGAGCCAAUCGCCUGCAGAAACGUUACCCCUGUGUCGUCCAUGAGGACAGCUAACAAAGAAGACUUUUCUGGUUGUGUGUUUGAGGGGGGGGUAUCUCACCCAACCCUCUGUACGGUACUUAAUGAGCCAAAUCCAUCUUCUAGUUUUACUCUGAGUCAUGUUUGGUAAUAUACUCAUCAGUCUCACUCAUUUUAUACAUGACCCUUAUUGUCGUCUUGUCCACAUUUGUGUUUUUUUGAGUUCGUAGGAAAAGCCAUCAUUCGUACAGGGUACUGUUUGUCCCCACUCUCCAUCGUCACCGCAGUGCUGUCCAACGCGCUCUCUUGCUCAGGACCAAACCCACGAUUUACAGUACAGUAAACUGAAGUCAAGCAAAACCUCAAGCUGAUGUGUGUGGCAGGUGUAUGGCAUCCAGACAGGUAUAAUAGCAUCUUUCUGUAUCCUUGUUAUUCGUCCCUGGACACACUCAACUAGCCGAGCUGUGAUGUAGAGAGUGUGUUAUAAUGUGAGGUUUUAUCAUGUGAAAUACUGACACAUAAUAGAAUUCCCACCCUCGUACUUCAAUAGACUAACAUACAAUUUUCACUUUUUCCCACUGAGAUGCAACCGCCGUACCUGCUUUUUUCCCCCCUCUCUGUUACUUUAAUUCAUUUUUUACUGAGCCUCAGUUUGGGGUCUAACCGCUGGAGGCGAGUCAGUACAUGACCGACUUUGUAGAUUUUCCCUCAGGCAUGCUGGCUUUUCUCAUCCAAUUCAGCAGACAGUUUAUAUCUUUAAGAAUAAAUUCACACUUUGGGAGCAGCUUCCCACUCUGGACGAUAUAUGGAGUGAAUUAAAGCAGCAUCUUGCACUCAUGAAUUGCUACACUUUCUUUUUGGUACUGAAGGUCGGUGAGUAUUUGUCCGUUUCACACACAUCAACGGUUUGCGAGUGGUGAUUUACACUUUAGUGUUCUUAGGGAGUUCUAGACGGGCUAGUGGCUGUUUGAACAGUCAGGUUUGCCAUAAGGGAGCUCUUAAGAGGAGCUGCCGAGUUUACUUUGGGAGGUCAGGGACCAUUUUUUGUUUGCUUGGGUGCUGCGCGAGCAUCUGGGCCAUCUUCCCAAAAGAACACACCGACAGCACAUUAGCGACAGCACAGUGUCCUCGUGUAAUAACAAAUUACCAUUUUGUCAGACUGCGUGCGCACAUAACAAGAGAGAGAAGGGGACCCCUGAGACAUGUUGUGACAGAAAAUAGUUUAGUUCCCUCACAGUUUGGGCUGCAUUUAUUCAAAGGAUGAUUAUCUUGCAGCGGUUUAACAUGGGUGGUCUUUUAGGACUGUAAAGCCAUUACUCCUGUUUCACUAAUAGCGAUAUUAUAUAUAUAUAUUUCAGUCCUCACCAGGCAAUAUGGAUGUUUUAUCAGAGAGAGGAAAGACUAAAGCGGUACUAUAGUAACGAGGGGAAUGGGACCAGGUUAUUUUUAAUUCAAAGUUGAUGUCUUACUGUUAUGUUGUGAAAUGGGGGAAAAACUUGAAAGGCAAAAUUUUUUAUGGCAAAGUCUAAACAUUUAGGUUCUGACAUGAGAUGAUUCAGUUCAGGACUUAAGCUCAGCAACUUUGAGUCAAUCAAGUGCUGAAACCUGCAUCAUCUCAGGAGCGUCGUCCCUCUGUUGGCGGUAAACGGCAGCACUGUGUCCCCAGUGCCUGCAGUCGUACUCACCCUGCACAACUACGUCUACCGGCUCUGGUAGGCUGUACUUCACGGCAUCUUCUGGAUGGUUUGUAAGAAAACUACUGCAGCAGUGUGAUGUUGAUGAAACCUGAAGCUGAAGUAACUGUAAAUAUGUUUUCCAAAGAAACCUUAUGACCACUUUCAGAUGUCUAUCUGCCCUGUGUGAGUGUGUGAGCGCUGGCAGCCGAGUGGCUGUGAAGUCAGUGUCUAAUUUAUUUGUGUAAGUGAUAUGUAGGCUUGUUGUCAAAUGAAUAUAGUUGAAUACUGAACUGGUGACAGAUAAAGGAAUGUGAUAAUUUACGGCUUUAGUUUGAGCCCAGAGGGAUUAGCUUGACGAGAAUUUAAACCUGCACUGAAACACCUGCAAUGACAAGACACCUCAAAAUUCAGUGUCACCGCUGGAUCACUUUACAUUUACAUGAGAUUGAUGUUCGUUUUAUACUCUUUUUGUCAUAAUUGUCAUUUUGGCUCUUUGCUGGUGUCCUAUGAACCUGCUCCUUUUCUGUGAAGUUGUGGUUGUGACUCUUCUGUGUGUCCUGGGCGCCCCCUGCUGUUGAAGAGGCUGCAGCCAGAGAAAUGCUGGUUUGUCACAGACCAGCCAACACGCCUUUUCUCUUUUCUCCUUUGUCUGGUUUCCCUCCUUGUAAAUUGUACAGACUGCAAACAUAAGCAACAGACAAAAAAUGGAAUUAAAAUUAAAAUAACUGAUCCUUUUAAACUUGUAAAAACAACAACAAAAAUAGAAAGUAUGAUAGUAGAAACAAAAAAAUGAAACCUAAUGCUGAAAAAAAUGAUGAAUGUGAUAUAUAUUUUAUUGAUCUUUUCUGGGGAGGGGGAUAUGAGUAUAUGUGUACAAACAUGUAUGUUUAAUUUUCAAUCUCAGGUUCCAAUGGACCAAAUAAAUUUUUUUAAACUAAAA
This is a messenger RNA of Scatophagus argus, 10833 nucleotides long. RefSeq names its product calpain 15 (gene capn15). Gene Ontology annotation, molecular function: calcium-dependent cysteine-type endopeptidase activity. The coding region runs from base 4093 to 7764 and encodes 1223 amino acids. The record is from RefSeq and is a predicted model, not a curated record. Lineage: Eukaryota; Metazoa; Chordata; Actinopteri; Scatophagidae. Gene Ontology annotation, cellular component: cytoplasm. Gene Ontology annotation, biological process: proteolysis. The transcript is spliced from 12 exons.